AUGUCGUCUGAUAUCACACUCUAUACCUGGAAUACUGCCAACGGCAUCAAGGCCUCUAUCACCUUGGAGGAGCUUGGUCUCUCCUAUAAGACUGAGCUAAUCGAUAUUGGAAGCAGCAUUCAGAAGGAGGAGUGGUUCUUAAAGAUUAACCCCAAUGGCCGCAUCCCUGCCCUCAUCGACGGCCCACAGCGCGUUUUUGAGAGUGGUUCCAUUAUGCUUUACCUCGUCAACAAAUACGACACCGACCGCAAGAUUAGCUAUGCGCCUGGCACUCCUGAAUACAUUGAGCAGGUAUCCUGGCUGAUGUUCCAAACAGGUGGAAUUGGUCCGAUGCAGGGCCAAGCAAACCACUUCCGACUUGUCGCCAGUGUGCGCUCCGACUACGCCAUCAAGCGGUACAUUGACGAGACCAAGCGCCUUUACUCGGUCCUUGAAUACCGUCUGAAAGAGAGCACCUACCUGGCAGGCUCUAAGUACACAAUCGCCGACAUCACCAACUACACGUGGGUCCGCCGUGGUCCUCAAAUGCUGGAGAUCGAUCUAUCUGAGUUCCCGGCUCUCAAGAACUGGGUAGAUGAGAUCGACAAGCGUGCUGCAGUGCAGAAGGGCGCGGACGUGCCUCACCUUGACCGCACAGACGAGCAAUGGAAUGAGCUCCUCCGAAGCGCUCGAGCUAAGAUUGAUGGAAUGACCAAUUCCGAUCAGCAUUAA
Messenger RNA from Penicillium concentricum, 711 nucleotides. RefSeq names its product glutathione S-transferase family protein. The record is from RefSeq and is a predicted model, not a curated record. The transcript is spliced from 3 exons. NCBI's taxonomy places the organism in Eukaryota, Fungi, Ascomycota, Eurotiomycetes, Eurotiales, Aspergillaceae. The coding region runs from base 1 to 711 and encodes 236 amino acids.